This is a messenger RNA of Somion occarium, 1204 nucleotides long. The record is from the annotation of a GenBank genome assembly. Lineage: Eukaryota; Fungi; Basidiomycota; Agaricomycetes; Polyporales; Cerrenaceae.
UGCCCGCUCCAGUGAGAGUACCUUGUCUGGCGGUUUCCGGGGUCUCUCUGAAUCGUGCGCGCGUUACUGUGAGCUGCAUGUACGCGUACGCGCGCAACUCUCUCAUUCACAAGCCAUCUCUCCGCAUUCUCUCUCUAUUCUUCUUUGCUUUCGACCACCAUGAACUCAGUAUAUUCAGGACCGGGAUUUGACUUUGCCAACACAGCUCGCAACUCAUUCCUCGAAAGCAGAGGCCUACCUCUACCAAAGGCCACCAGCACCGGAACGACUAUCGUUGGCUGUCUUUUCAAAGAUGGAAUUGUUCUAGGUGCUGAUACUCGAGCUACCACCGGUCCCAUCGUUGCGGACAAGAAUUGCGAGAAGAUUCACUUCAUUGCGGAUAACAUUCGAUGCUGUGGUGCAGGAACAGCAGCAGAUACUGAGUUCUCUACCGCGCUCAUUGCCUCUAACAUCGAAAUGCACGCGCUCUCAACGGGGAGGAAGCCCAGGGUGGUCACCGCUAUGACUAUGCUCAAGCAGAUGCUCUUCAGGUAUCAAGGAAACAUUGGUGCCGCUCUCGUACUUGGUGGAGUGGACGCCGACGGUCCUCACCUCUUCACCAUUCACCCGCAUGGUUCGACUGACAAGCUUCCAUACGUCACCAUGGGUUCUGGAAGUCUGGCGGCCAUGGCCGUAUUCGAGAGUGGCUGGAAGCAAAACAUGACCCGAGAGGAGGCACUCGACCUUGUUACCGCCGCUGUCUCAGCAGGUAUUUUCAAUGAUCUUGGAUCAGGUUCCAAUGUGGACGCUUGUGUUAUCACUGCUUCGCACACCGAGAUGUUGAGGAACUUCGUCAAGCCGAACGAACGUGUUCAGAAAGAAAGAAGUUACAAGUUCGCCAGAGGUACAACAGCGUGGAAGAAAGAAGAUAUCAGAGAUCUCAUCAUCACUGAGGAUAUCACAGUUAUCAGGGAGGGCGAGGCGAUGGAUAUCUCAUAGACUGAGCUAUAUGUAUGAGUACAUUGUUGCAUUCUGUCUUCUGUUUGUCAAUUCAUAUCACUCAAUAUCAAGUAUUGUUUCUGGAAAGACAAAUUCAUUGAAACUACAGACUACCCCUUUCUAUCUAUCCCACUCCUUAGUUGGAUUGCAUAUGUGGAGAAUUCCUAGCCUACUCAAGGUAGGAUACAACUCAGUCCAGUCAGUCCCAUAAAUAGCUGCAUCUCCA